AUGGAUUCCACGCACGCCGGCGUGCAGGUGCUCUUCGGCACGCGGCUCUCAGACGGUAUGGAGGUGGUGGUCAAGACGCGCGAGAGGCCAGGGUCCUUCAAGGGGAGCUGGGAGGAGCGCGAGUGGCGCGAGACGACGGUGGCCCAGCUGAACAUGCCUCAGAUCGACAGCGUGUGUGAGUACAUCGAGGUGUACGAGACUCCCUCCAAGUACUAUGUCAUCAUGGAGCGGGUGAGCGGCAUGGAUCUGUUCGAGCACCUGCAGCAGGGGCGGGUCGAGCAGGAGGACGCGCGGCAGAUCCUGCACCAGAUACUCGGGGCGCUGGACGCGAUGCACUCCGCCGGCAGGAUCCACAAGGACCUGAAGCUGGAGAACGUGAUGGUGGACAUGUCGUCCCCCAAGGCGCGCAGGCGCAGCUGCAACGGGUCACCGACGUCCGUGGAGGCAAAGCUGAUCGACUUCGACACCGUGCAGGACUGGGAGCCGUCGAGCCCCAAGUCAGUGGAUGUGCUCGGGACCGACGGCUACAUCUCUCCCGAGGCAUACGCGGGGGACUACUCGCCUGCCUCCGACGUCUACUGCGCAGGCGUCAUCAUGUACAUGCUGCUCACGGGCAGUACCCCGUUCAGGACGGAGAUCUUCGACGACAGGCCUGGCGAGAAUUGGGUCGGCAGCCCCGCGAUGCGGCGCAUACAGAAUCGCCUGAGGAGGGAGAAGGUCGACUUCACAAGGCCGCCGCUGAACAGGUCGCCCGACGCACAGGGCCUGGUGAUGCGCAUGAUGGCCUUCGACCCCAACGAGCGCCCCACGGCUGCCGAGGCGCUGCAAGACAGGUGGUUCCGACUCGUGGGGGACAUGCCCCCAGAGAGCUCGUUGAGCCCGACCUCCUCUCAUCAGUCCACCUGCGCGAGCAGUCGCGGGGGGUCUCCAACGGGCCCCGCGGGCGCUGCCGGCUGCCUCGCCUCCCUGCGCCUCUGGCCAGGGCGGCACUGA
Prorocentrum cordatum is the source of this 993-nucleotide messenger RNA. Lineage: Eukaryota; Dinophyceae; Prorocentrales; Prorocentraceae. The record is from the annotation of a GenBank genome assembly.